Musca domestica (house fly) is the source of this 3282-nucleotide messenger RNA. RefSeq names its product U4/U6.U5 tri-snRNP-associated protein 1-like. Gene Ontology annotation, biological process: mRNA cis splicing, via spliceosome; maturation of 5S rRNA. Lineage: Eukaryota; Metazoa; Arthropoda; Insecta; Diptera; Muscidae. Gene Ontology annotation, cellular component: U4/U6 x U5 tri-snRNP complex. Bases 84 to 2807 code for a protein of 907 amino acids. The record is from RefSeq and is a predicted model, not a curated record. The transcript is spliced from 6 exons.
AGAAUUUAUAUCAAAACGUUUAUAUUGUACAUAUAAGUUUAAGAACAAAAUAAUUCCGAAAUUUGUUGAAGAAAAUCUACAAAAUGGGCUCAUCUUCAAGCGGAAAAAAACACAAAAAGGAUAAAAAACACAAGAAACAUAAGAAGCACAAGGAAAAACAUGUGAUUACGGUCACAGAGACCGAUUCAGACAGUUCAGAUUGUAUUGAAGUUCCCGUGGCAAAUGACGGCACCAAAAGCAGAAGCAGAGAACGUGAUCGCAGUGCUCCCCCACCACCCCAGCUAUCCAAACAGUAUGAAUUUGAAGAAGAUCGUCGGAGACGUGAAUAUGAAAGGGAACGAGAAAAGGAUCGUGAGCGGGAUCGUGAUCGCGAUCGUGAACGCGAUAGAGAACGUGACCGAGAGCGAGAACGACAACGCGAUCGGGAGAGAGCGUAUGAAAAAGAUUUGGGUCGGGAAAGAGAUCGUGAUCGUUACGAAAAGGAGCAAAUAAGGAGACGGGAAAGGGAUGUUGAUGAUGGUAUGGACAGGGAAAGACGAAGGGACUACGAAAGACGCAGAGAAAGAGAACGAGAUAGAGAACGGUCCGAUAGGGACAGACGUUCUCGUCGUGUGGAAGAUAAUGAAGACAGAGAUAUUGAAAGGGCUUUGUCAGUUGAGAGCGAGCGUUCUAAAUCAGUAGAAAUUUUAAGGUCUCAAGAACGAGACCUUUCGCCAAUACCUGAAAAUGGCGCUGGUGAUUGUCUGUCGAUUGAAGAAACCAACAAGUUAAGAGCUAAGUUGGGUUUGAAACCAUUGGAAUUGGAUUCCGGGCCAUCUGCUAAGCCGACCACUUCAGCCGCUGCAGCAGCCGAAUUAAAAAUACCUGGGCAAAAAGAUCUGUCCUCAUACAAGGACGAAUGGGGAGAGUUUUUGCACAAACCAGCUGAAAACCUAAAAGAGAAGAGCGAAACGGAAAAGAUUAGGGAGAAACUGAAGCAAAGGAAAGAGAAACGGGCUUUGGAAGAACGUCUUGCCCGUAUUAAAACUCUUGGUGAAUCGGACGAUGAGGUUGACGACAUAAGUAAGUGGGUGGAACGUAACAAGCGAGCCGUGGAUGAAAAGAAGGAAGCCGAAAGAAGAGCCAAGCUCUUGGAGGAAAUGGAUCAAGAAUUUGGGGUUGAUGAUCUUGUACAAAAAGAACAGGAGGAAACUCGUCAACGUGCAUAUGAUGAGAAACAUCUUAAAGGCCUUAAAGUUGAUCAUGAUGUAAAUGAUUUCACCGAAGGAAAAUCUAUAAUCCUGACACUUAAAGAUGCCGAUGUACUGGAUGAAAAAGCUGACGACACUUUGGUUAACGUCAAUAUGAUCGAUGAUGAACGAUAUCGCAAAAAUGUGUCGGCUAAAAAACUGAAUCCUUUGUCGUAUGGUUACAAUGUUUACGAGGAACAGUAUGAUGAACUAGGAAAUCCUAUAGAAAGGGGCAUUUUGGAAAAAUACGAUGAAGAUUUAGACGGAAAUAAGAAGAAAACGAAAACGUUUGUUAUUGGAGAAAAUCUGGAAGAGGAACGCGAACACCAGCGUAAAAUUUUGGAGAUAAAAACAAAAUUGGCUGGUAAAAGGCUGGAAACCCUAGCUGACGUCGAGAUAAAAUUAGCCUCCGAUACAUUGACGGAAGCCGAAAUGGCCACCUUUAAGAAACCGAAAAAGAAAAAGAAGCUCAGACAAAAACUUAAAGCUGAUGAUUUGGUACCACUUGCUGAUGAAAAUCCAACUCAACAUUUGGGAAGUCGAUUGGGUCGACAUCGCAGUCCCAGUGACGGCGAUCCUUCUUCUGUGUCUACCGAACCUGACGUGAAAAUCGAGGAAGAGGACGAUGACAUGGAACGAAUUCUCUCCAAAGCACGUAAGCUCAAGCAGAAAGAAAGCAUUAUAAAAAAACCAUUACCUAUUGAGAUAAAAACGGAAGUUAAAGCCGAGCAAGGCGAUGAUAAUGCUAUGGACAUUGAUGGGGGUCGUGAAAACAAUAUUGUUUUGAAUGCAACCGCUGAAUUUUGUCGAACAUUGGGAGACAUACCUACUUAUGGCAUGGCUGGUAAUCGGGACGAAGACUCAAACGGCAUGAUGGACUUCGAAGUCAAUGAAACCAAUGAUGAUCGUGUACACGAAGAACCCGAAGAUGUGCUAGUGGAAAGUGGCCAUGGUACUUGGAACUCUGUUAAUCCGGAUGAAGUCAACAAACCUGCCAAUUUGGAUGCCAUUGUCAAUGAGGUUGAGGAAGUAGCCAUUUUAGACGAAGAACCCGAUGUUGGUGCCGGAGUAGCUAAUGCUCUUCGUUUAGCGCUUUCCAAAGGCUAUUUGGAGAAGGAGGAACAUAAUCGACCCAGUAACUCAAAAAUGGCUCAUUUGCAAGCAAAGAAUUAUUCAAUAGAAGAUAAAAAUAUGGGGGAGGAUGAUAAAUUUGGUAGGCGCGAUCGAUUUCAUGGUGGCCCCAUUAUGGAGUUCAAGGACAAAGAUAAUUUCAAACCAAAUGUGAAACUGGAAUACAUUGACGACAAUGGUCGCAUAUUGAAUUUGAAAGAGGCUUUCCGUUAUUUGUCUCACAAAUUCCACGGCAAGGGCCCGGGCAAGAAUAAAAUUGAGAAGCGUCUAAAAAAGAUGGAACAAGAAGGGCUAAUGAAAACGAUGAGCUCCACUGACACUCCUUUGGGAACACUUACCAUGUUACAACAGAAACAAAAGGAAACUAAGACCCCGUAUGUGGUACUAAGUGGAGGUAAACAAGUAUCUACAAAUAUUUCGGGAGGAACAAUAUCUAAAUUUAAGUAGAAUGUAAGUUGUUUAUGCAAGCCAUACGUUAUGCUCCUUAAGGAAUGAUAUAAAUAUAUGCAAACGUAUAAUGUAAGACUACUAUAAUAAGCAAAAUUUCCACAAACUGCAAUAGUCGCCUAAACAAUAGUUUAUUAAAUUACACAUUUACAUACAAUUGUAACCAACAAGGAUAAGCUUAACCAAAGUUGAAAUCAGCAACUUCUCAAAUUGUUGCUUUUUCACCACAUAACAAUUAAUGCAAUAGUCUUUCAUUUAUAUUUUAGCAAUUUAUCCCUUAUUCAUAUUAUUAUAUGUGUCUCACACAAAACUUAUACAUGCUGGUAGUAAUCGUAUUUUUCAAACAUCAUUAUCCAUCCUAAGGUAGAAAGAAAAUGAGAUCAGAUUGUCCGUAUGGUCAGAACUUCCGUUUCGAAGAAAACUAAAAUAUGGAUAAACAUAAUUUUUAAAAUAAAUUUGAGUACUGUAAAAUGAA